Molecule: messenger RNA, 213 nt
Organism: Onychomys torridus (southern grasshopper mouse)
Lineage: Eukaryota; Metazoa; Chordata; Mammalia; Rodentia; Cricetidae
Product: 60S ribosomal protein L28-like
Exons: 1
Biological process (GO): translation
Cellular component (GO): cytosolic large ribosomal subunit; ribosome
Molecular function (GO): structural constituent of ribosome
Source: RefSeq, a predicted model, not a curated record
AUGUCCAUGCAUCUGCACCAAAUAAUCCUGCUAAACUGUUCCAAAUUUCUGAUUAAGAGGAAUAAGCAAACAUAAUAAACAGAGCUCAAUAAUCUGACGGCUUGUCACUCCUUCUGCUAUAACUGUUUGAUUCAUCUCAAGAUUAUGGGAAUGGAACCUGUGGCCAGUGGUGAAAUGAUUUUGGUGGUCAUGAAAUGGAGAUCCAGUCACUGA